AUGGAGCAAGCGGGCAGGGCGGUGAGGAGACUGCAGGUGACUGCGGCGCACCUGGAGUCCGAGCCAAGACGGACAGAAGAGGGGUGGGUGGAAGGUCCUGUGACAACCACGCCAACACACUCGGCAGGGGCGCGAUCGAGCCGCGGAUUUCUUGAUGUGCAGAAGGUGCUCACCCUUGAGCUCGAGUGCAAGCAGCUGCUCUUCCCCGACGUGCCGCGCUUCCGCAAGGACCUCAACGCGUGGGUCAAGCGGCACAAGCAAAUCUUAUACCACGAUUUUGCACAAGAUAGAACUGACUCUCGAUGGCAAGUGGGCGAUCUGCACUCCGACCCCGCCAAGUGCUUCGCUCUCUUCGAGGCCCCGCUGUCGAACGACCUCGGCCUCGCAGUACAGGCGCUCACCCACUACGGCCUCUUCGCCAACGCCAUCAUCAACCUGGGCUCCGAGUGGCACCGCGAGCACCUCCUCCCGCUCGUGGCCUCGCACAUUGGCUGCGUGGCAUUCCACGAGGUCGGCAACGCGUCAUCGGGUCUUGUGGAAACGACGGCUCGAUUCGAUGCCGGAGCUGACCGAUUCAUUGUAGACACACCGACCCCCGCCGCGCGCAAGUGGCUCGUUUCCAACCUCCCACGGAGCGCCGCCUGGGCCAUCGUGUGGGCCAACCUCCUCGUCGAGGACCACAACUACGGUGUGCAUCCGUUCGUGGUGCGCUUGCGCAAGGACAACGACGAGCCGGAGGCUGGAGUGCGAAUCACGGACUGCGGGGCCAAGGGAGGGCUGAGCGGGCUCGAUGUGGGCGGCGUUGCCUUCGAGGGCGUUCAGAUCCCGCGAGCACACCUUCUCGACCGAUUUGGCACGCUCUCGGCAGAAGGCGAGUAUUCGAGUGCGAUCCGAAACCCGUCCGUGCGCGUGAAGGUGAUGCUUCGCCAUCUGAUCUUCGCCCGCAUCGCGUCCGGUCUGGUCUCCCUCACUGCGGCACGCCAGGGCCUCACCAUUGCCCUCAACCACGCGCUCAAGUACAAAGCCGCUAACCAGCGAUCUCUUUUCUGCCUUUGCGUGUGCAUGCUUCAGAUUCCGCUGAUUCGAUUCCCGUUGCAUCAGCGACGGUUGAUCCCGCACCUGGCCAGCACGAUCGCCUACACCCUCUUCUCGCAGCGCGUCAAGGGCCUCUACGCCGCGCGACAGGAGGAAAACGAAGAGACCUGGCGAGAGAUCGCGCUCCUCGCCUCCGCGUUCAAGGUCGGCGCGUCGGCACAGGCGCGGGCGACGCUGCAGGCAUGCACGGAAUGCUGCGGCGGGAGUUCGCUGCUGGGUCGCAAUCAGCUGGCCCACCUGCGCAACGACGUCGACUGCAUGCUGCACUGGGAGGGCGACAACCUGCUCCUGCUCAAGUACGUGGGCAAGGAGCUCAUCCGCAACUACGAGCGCGGCCUGCCGCAGGGCCUGAUCGAGGGCGUCGUCUCCUACGCCUACACGUCGCUCAAGGAGGAGGUCGUCGAGCACGUCAACAUGCUCAAGAAGGCCCUCUCCUUCAUCAGCUUCAACUUCUACAACAACCUGCGCACCCGGAGCUGGCAUCUGCGCGGCUUCCUCCUGCGCGAGCACAAGCUGCUCGAGUCGCUGUCGACCAACCUGCGCAAGGACCUCGAGCGCGACAAGGGCCGGUUCCCCACGCUCUUCGCCUGGCAGCGGCCGGCCGCGGCGUCGAGCCCCGACGCCGCCUCGGCGGACGACGAGGAAUCCGAAGAAGCCACGAGCAGCAAGUUCGAGAUAUUAAACAAAUAUCUGAACGAGAUCAACGUGCUUAGCAAGUGCCACAUCGACCGGGUCGUGCUGCAGCACGUCUACCUGGUGCUCGACCGCGAGACCGAGCGGUCGGCCAAGCGCUCAGCCGCGGCCCAGAACUGCUCCAGCGCCAACGGCCAGUCCUGCGGUGCUGAGGCCGCCGGCCCGGUGCUGUCCAAGCGGGCGCUCAACCUGCUGGAGAAGCUGUUCAACCUGUUCGCGCUGGAGAUCAUCGAGCGGGACAACCACUUCUUCGUCGCGGAGGAGUUCGUCACGCCGAUGCAGCUCAAGAUGAUCAAGUUCGAGAUCGACGCGCUGUGCCAGGAGAUCAGCAGCGAGGACGAGAAGGCCAUGAGCGAGCUCGUCAACGCGCUCAGCAUCGACCCCAUCUUCUGGCGACACACCUUCACCGACUAA
Messenger RNA from Acanthamoeba castellanii str. Neff, 2202 nucleotides. Its product is annotated as acylCoA oxidase domain containing protein. Gene Ontology annotation, biological process: fatty acid beta-oxidation using acyl-CoA oxidase; lipid homeostasis. The transcript has 7 exons. Gene Ontology annotation, cellular component: peroxisome. Gene Ontology annotation, molecular function: FAD binding; fatty acid binding; acyl-CoA oxidase activity. The record is from RefSeq and is a predicted model, not a curated record. NCBI's taxonomy places the organism in Eukaryota, Discosea, Longamoebia, Acanthamoebidae. The coding region runs from base 1 to 2202 and encodes 733 amino acids.